UCAGAUUUUAAGUUUGGCCCAUGACUCCAGUUUAGCUGGACAUCUUGGCGUUAAAAAAACAUACCACCGCAUUUUGCGAAAUUUUUUUUUUGGCCCAGAUUAAAAUCUGAUGUUGUGAAAUAUUGCCGAUCUUGUCACACAUGUCAAGUUGUGGGGAAGCCGAAUCAACCGGUUCCACCUGCGCCCCUGAAUCCGAUACCUGCGCUAGGUGAACCAUUCGAGCGGGUUGUGUUAGACUGUGUUGGCCCCUUGCCAAAAACUAAAUCAGGUAAUCAGUAUAUUCUGACAGUUAUGUGUGCUGCAACUCGUUUUCCAGAAGCCAUUCCAUUACGCACCUUAAAAGCUAAAAUCAUUGUGAAAUCUCUCACCAAAUUUUUUGCUACUUUUGGGCUUCCAAAAAUAAUCCAAACUGACCAAGGUACAAACUUCAUGUCUAAAAUAUUUGCACAGGUCCUAAAAAUCCUGAAAAUAAAACAUCAAGCCUCUAGUCCAUACCACCCAGAGUCUCAAGGCGCGCUGGAAAGAUUCCACCAAACAUUAAAAACUAUGCUGCGCAAAUACUGUUUGGAAUCUGGUAAAGAGUGGGAUGAGGGACUUCCUCUCUUACUUUUUGCUGUUAGAGAGACCGUACAGGAAUCACUGGGUUUCAGCCCAGCUGAUCUUGUUUUUGGACACACUGUGCGCGGUCCACUUCGUCUUCUUAAGGAGAAGUGGUUAUCAGAGUCACCCCAAGUAGAACAUAAUGUGCUGGAUUAUGUUAGCGACUUUAAAACCCGUCUUCAUCAUAUGUGCAAA
Austrofundulus limnaeus is the source of this 795-nucleotide messenger RNA. RefSeq lists its product as uncharacterized. Lineage: Eukaryota; Metazoa; Chordata; Actinopteri; Cyprinodontiformes; Rivulidae. Gene Ontology annotation, biological process: DNA integration. Gene Ontology annotation, molecular function: nucleic acid binding. The record is from RefSeq and is a predicted model, not a curated record.